Ipomoea triloba (trilobed morning glory) is the source of this 604-nucleotide messenger RNA. Its product is annotated as chaperone protein DnaJ-like. NCBI's taxonomy places the organism in Eukaryota, Viridiplantae, Streptophyta, Magnoliopsida, Solanales, Convolvulaceae. The transcript is spliced from 5 exons. Bases 85 to 474 code for a protein of 129 amino acids. The record is from RefSeq and is a predicted model, not a curated record.
CAGAAUGCAUACAACAUACACAAACUGCUUCCUCAGUACUGCAUGCUUCUUGCUGAAAUUUUCUGGGAAUUGUUGUAAUAAUACAUGGAGUUGAUGCGUUCCAACGGAGAAUCUUGUUAUUAUUCUGUGCUUGGAAUCUGUAAACAAGCUUCGGAUGCUGAAAUCCGAGGGGCUUACAGGAAACUUGCUCUGAAAUGGCACCCAGAUAGAUGUGUGAAAGAUCCUGCAAUUGUUGGACAAGCAAAACAUAAAUUCCUUCAAAUUCAAGAAGCUUAUUCUGUUCUGUCCGACAAAGGGAAGAGAUCAGUCUAUGAUGCUGGGUUACUUGACCUGUUGGCAGAGAACAGUGAUGAUAAAGAAUUUUGUGGGUUCAUGCAAGAAAUGGUGGCAAUGAUGGAAAAGGAGAAAUCUCAGGCUGCAAGUAGUUUGGAGGAUCUACAGAGCAUGUUGCAGGAGAUGAUGGAAGGGGCUUGACAGAUUCAAUCAAGAAAGCCAGGAAACAGCAGAAAGAACACAUUUUAAUUUUAUGCUGUCAUGAUGCUUCAAUUCAUUUGAAUCAAGUUGGAUUUUUAUGCACUUUUUGCCUAUAAAUAUUGCAUAAUAG